Harpia harpyja (harpy eagle) is the source of this 2012-nucleotide messenger RNA. RefSeq names its product fibroblast growth factor binding protein 1 (gene FGFBP1). Lineage: Eukaryota; Metazoa; Chordata; Aves; Accipitriformes; Accipitridae. The transcript has 2 exons. Gene Ontology annotation, biological process: cell-cell signaling. The record is from RefSeq and is a predicted model, not a curated record. Gene Ontology annotation, molecular function: growth factor binding. Bases 100 to 816 code for a protein of 238 amino acids.
UACAACUAUCUCUGAUUCUUUUGAAAGAGGCAAGUUGCUUCAGGAGUUGCGUUUGGGUAUCUCCAAGCCCUGUGCAAGAUAACAAGCAAAACAGAGAUCAUGAGGAUCAAAAGCUUUGGACUUCUUUGUGUGUUGAUUCUGGUCUCCCAGAUACUACUAGCCAACUGUGAAAGGCAGAAGGAAAGAAAAAAGGGAAGACAAAGCAUAGAAGAUGGUGGAAAAAACCAAACUGAAUCUAACCAAGAAAAUGAAAAAGGGCGGAAGUCAAAAGGAGGAAAAUCAUCUCCUAAAGGCAAGUUUAAAACCAAAGAAAAUGCUGAGUGCACCUGGGCAGUGACUGACAUGAAUGCUGCUACUGUGCACAUAGAGUGCAAACAUGGUGACAGCGAGUUCUGGUGCGAAUUCUCUGGAGACCCUUCCACCUGUGCACAGUAUGCAGUAAACCAGAAAUCCUACUGGAAACAAGUCUCUCGAUCCCUAAAGAAGCAGAAGCAGAUCUGUCAAGACCCCAAAAGCAUCCUAAAACCUAAAGUAUGUAGGAAAGGCCCACGAAGUGCUCAUCUCAAGUUGAUUCACUCAAGCCUACUAACCUCAGUGGGUCCUGCAAAAGGGAACACAAUUCAUCAAGCAAAAGAAGUUGUUCAGACUCCAGCAGCCACCUCUGUGACUGAAAAAAAGCUAGAACACAGUCCUCAAGACUGUGUUGAAGACAUAGAUUAUAUUGAUCAGAAAAAGGUGGCGGAGGAAUACUGUCCCGAAAGCUUGCUUUCUUUCUGCAACUUUUUUAUCACAAUGGUCCAAGACAAAAAGUGCUGAGGAAGUGUUUCUAAAGCUCUGUAUCAUGGAAGUCCGGUCGUAUCUAAGUUACUGCAAACUAUUCCAGAUUUUAUUCUCAUGUUAUAUAAUGUAUAUAAGAAAAAAAGGAAUAUAUUUUUCUGAUUUUGUAUAUACACAACAGACUACAGUUGACAUAGUUGAAGAUGUUAUAGAUUUUAUUUGCACAUAGAUUGCUACACAGGUGUUACCAAUGGAUGUUACAUACUCUACAAAGAAGUAUAUAAGCAGUCUCCUUGCCCCUCUUUGAGCUGUGCUAGCCAAAGUGAUGAAUUCAGUGCUAUGCACUUCUUGGUUAUAUACAAUACUUUUGACCUAAAAAUUAUUAAGAAAAAUAAACUUCAAAAUAUAUUCCAAAUAUUCUGGCUGUCUCUGUGUUUAACUAGAUUUCUCUGUAAGUGUUAAGUCUUUGUCAAUGAUUGAUCUUUCACAGGACCUAGGCAAAGUGUUGCUUAUAAAGCAGUUUUAAAAAUACUUCUGCAGCUUUGCAGACUUCAGCUUUCUCAGCCAGUGCAAGCAACAUUUUGAGAGGGAAGUAUGAAGUAUAGUAGCACAUUGUACUCAUUUUCUGGCAGGUAAACAGAGACGCAGAGAAAAAAUGACUUAUACAAGUUCAUACACAGGCCCAAGACUGGACCCCUUAAGCAGCUAAAGAACUUGUGCUCAACACUGCCUGUAUGUUCUUUCAGGUUCCACUGUCUGUUAUCUUUAUGUAUGCACAACACAAAUAAAUACUUUUCUAUUCAUUAAACUUCACCUGUAUUUAAAAAAAAAAAAAUCCAAACUCUACAAGAAUAGAGAUUUUAGAAAAUAUAAAGCUAAAUAAUGACAACUGACCUUUGCUAUUUUUUGAAACUCCAGCUGGAAGAAAUGUAAUAUACAAGUUACACUUUUCCAGUGGCUCUGGGCUUGGAAGGAUGGUCUUCUAUCACAGUGGUCCACUUGGAGAAGCUUGAACUUUCAUGAAAUACAAUUUCCCUGAGCAUUUCUAGAAAAGUAAACUAAUAUUUCUGUUUCUUGAGAAAAUAUAGUCUGUUCCCUUCUGUAAUUAUCUUAUUGCUAGAAUAUUUGAGAGAAUAUUUUUAAGAUAGGUAGUUGUGAGUAAUUUACCUCCUGCCACUUCUCUCUUUUCCUUCAUUCUCACAUGUACUCACUUUUUAUUUAAAUGAGCAUGUCUG